AUGCAGCAGGGUACUUUGGAGCUCCAGGAGCACAGGGAAAAGCUGGUACUGCUCACUGAAGACCCAUGGCAAGACGGAGCACCAGGACAACCAGGCGGUGAUGAACAAUCCGAGGCAUUCCCUGAAGCACCAAGUGAAUCUGGACCUCCAAAAUCGCCAAGCCCAUCUGAAUCUUCAUAA
Caenorhabditis elegans is the source of this 180-nucleotide messenger RNA. RefSeq names its product Zinc finger protein 263 (gene F27B3.8). The transcript has a single exon. NCBI's taxonomy places the organism in Eukaryota, Metazoa, Nematoda, Chromadorea, Rhabditida, Rhabditidae. The coding region runs from base 1 to 180 and encodes 59 amino acids. The record is from RefSeq and is marked reviewed.